UACAAUCAGCUGUUUUCAAAUAACAAUUCACUCUGAAUGUGUUCUAUAUUUAUUUUAAUUCCACUAUUAGUUUAAUGACAGUAAUUUAAUUUAUAAAGUUCACAAAAUGUUUAAAUUUUUGAAACAAUGUCAGAAAUUUCGAUUAGAAAAUUUAGGAAUACAACAAUUAGUUGAAAAUUAUUCAACAACAAUAUCAUCAAAUCCAAUAACACGUAAAUCAUCAUGCGAUUAUCAUCAUACACAAACCUAUGGCCAACCAACCCCACAAACUCAUCCGCAUCUGAUAAAACCUGGAGAAUUGGUACCUGGAAUAAAGUUAGAAGAGUUUAAAACCCGUAGAACAAAAUUAGCAGAUUAUAUAUUUAAAAAUUAUACUUCAAAAGAUUUAAAUUCUCAUAUUAUUAUAAUACCAUCAGCUAGUAAAGUCUACAUGUCUGAUAAAAUACCGUACGUAUUUCGUCAAAACACUGAUUUUUUAUAUUUCACUGGCUGCCAGGAACCUGACAGUGUUCUGGUGAUGACAAUAGACAAUGAAAAAGUAACGUGUACUUUAUUUGUACAAAAAAAAGAUCCGAAAUCUGAACUUUGGGACGGACCGCGUACUGGAACUGAAGCUGCUGCUGAAAUGUUUGGAAUCGACCAAUCGCUACCGGUAUCCGAUUUUGAAUCGUAUCUAAACUCGCUGAUUACCAAAUAUAAAUCAAACGCAUCAGUCUGGUAUGACAAUAACGAUAUUAUUAAUAAUGAAUUUCAUAAAAAAAUAUCACAAUUAGGGAUCACGUCAGGAACAGCGCGCUGUCGUUUGUCUUCGACGUCAAUUAAAAAUGUUUUUCAUCAAAUACGUAUGAUUAAAUCAUCUGCAGAGAUUGAAUUGAUGCAAAAAAGUUGUGAUAUUGCGUCAGAAGCUAUUGUCAAAACAAUAAAAAUAUCAAAACCUGGUAUGACUGAGCAUCAAUUAUUUGCUACCGUUGAUUAUGAAUCUCGUAUGAGUGGUGCUGAAUUUUUAGCAUAUCCUCCAGUAGUUGCUGGUGGUAAAAAUGCUAAUAUUAUACAUUACAUUACUAAUAAUCAAGUUUUGUAUGACGGCGACAUGGUUUUAAUGGAUGCUGGGUGUGAGUAUCGUGGAUACUCAUCAGACAUAACAAGGACCUGGCCUGUUAAUGGUACAUUUAAUCCGCAACAAAAAAUCCUUUAUGAAGUAGUACUCGAAAUACAAAAAUCACUUAUAAAUAAAUUAAAAGAGCUUCCAACUUUAGAUGAAUUAUUUUAUGACAUGUGUGAUUUAUUGGGUAAAAGAUUGCAAGAGAUUGGUCUUAUACCAAAAAAUAUAUCAGAUGAUAAAUUGGUAUCAGCUGCUUUUACUUACUGUCCACAUCAUGUUAGUCAUUAUUUAGGAAUGGAUGUUCAUGACACAGGUAAAAUUUCACGAAGUGUUAAAACACAACCAGGAAUGAUUGUCACCGUUGAACCUGGCAUAUAUGUCAGUCCAAAAAAUGAAUUAGCACCACCGGAAUUUCAUAAUCUGGGUAUACGUAUUGAAGACGAUGUAUUAAUUAAAGACGGAGAACCACUUGUUCUUACACGAAAUUGUCCUAAAGAAAUUGUUGAUAUUGAAGCGUUAUCUAAAUUUAAUCAAUCGUAAAUUAAAUUUAUGAUAUUUGUUAAUAAUAAUAUUUAUUUAAUAAUUACUGUAAAGAAAAAGUAAAUCAAACUGAGCGGUUGUUUGUUGUAAAAAUAUUUUAUUCGAAUAAUUGUUUUACAGGAAACA
This is a messenger RNA of Microplitis mediator, 1768 nucleotides long. Its product is annotated as xaa-Pro aminopeptidase 3. The record is from RefSeq and is a predicted model, not a curated record. The coding region runs from base 107 to 1642 and encodes 511 amino acids. The transcript is spliced from 4 exons. Gene Ontology annotation, cellular component: mitochondrion. Lineage: Eukaryota; Metazoa; Arthropoda; Insecta; Hymenoptera; Braconidae. Gene Ontology annotation, molecular function: metalloaminopeptidase activity; manganese ion binding.